Molecule: messenger RNA, 1746 nt
Organism: Sorex araneus (European shrew)
Lineage: Eukaryota; Metazoa; Chordata; Mammalia; Eulipotyphla; Soricidae
Product: olfactory receptor 5A1-like
Exons: 2
Coding region: 1-1056 (351 amino acids)
Biological process (GO): sensory perception of smell; G protein-coupled receptor signaling pathway
Cellular component (GO): membrane
Molecular function (GO): odorant binding; G protein-coupled receptor activity; olfactory receptor activity
Source: RefSeq, a predicted model, not a curated record
AUGGUGCCAAGCGUGCCCAUGGAAGGGCAGGGCAAUCACACAUCUGGUUUCAUGUUUGUUUUCCUGGGAAUCUCAGAUGACAGAAACCUGCAGCUUAUUCUCUUUCCAGUCUUCUUAGGGACCUAUCUUGUGACCCUCAUUUCAAACCUGACUCUUAUUACCCUCAUCAGGAUGGACUCCCACUUGCAUACACCUAUGUAUUUUUUUCUGAGUGUCCUUUCAUUUAUAGAUGUUUGUUAUUCUACUUCCAUCAGUCCGAGGAUGCUUGCAGAUUUCUUGAGAGAUCAAAAAUCAAUUUCUCUUAUUGCCUGUGCCAUCCAGUAUUUUGUGGCAUCCUGGAUGGCUCAGACUGAGUGCUUCCUCCUGGCCGCCAUGGCCUAUGACAGAUACGUGGCCAUUGGUAACCCCCUGCAGUACUCAACCAUCAUGGCACCUGGGCUCUGUCAGAUGAUGGUUGCUGGGGCUCUUGGAACUGGUCUCCUCUGUGGCUUAGUUGAAACUAUUCCUGCCUUUAAUCUAGACUACUGUGGGCCCAACUUAAUUCAACAUUUCUUUUGUAAUGUUCCUGAGAUUGUUGUCUUAGCUUGCUCCAAUCCCUUCAUCAGCCAAAUGACUCUUUUUCUUGCAGCGACACUUGUUGGGUUUGGUUCUUUGCUAAUCAUCCUGCUAUCCUAUGGUUACAUUGCAGCUUCCAUUCUGAAAAUAUCUUCCGUCAAAGGUAGUCUCAAGGCCUUCAACACCUGUGCCUCCCACCUGGCAGUUGUCACUAUCUUCUAUGGCACAGCCCUGGCUGUGUAUGGGAAUCCUACUUCUAGCCACUCUGAUAAUCAGAACAAGAUACUGUCAGUGUUCUACGUUCUUAUUAUCCCCAUGUUGAACCCUCUGAUCUAUAGUUUAAGGAAUAAGGAUAUCAAGGCUGCAUUAAGGAGGGGGAUAAAAAAGGUAAAAGUUUAUAGUGAUGUUAUUUCUGGUUGUACUUUCCCUGGACUUUAUACAGAAACCCAAAACCGCGCGGCCGCUGCCGCGGCCGCGCGACUUAAUGUCAUCUUAGUAUGAGCAAUAUGUAAUGGUUCCUUUCUAAUGGGGCGGACUUUUGUGGGAGAUCCUAAUAGUAAGUCUGUUGCUGAAAUAUUGAAGGCAAUCAAAGUGGUAGCCAUCUCACUAGACUGAACUAAGCUAUAUCCCCACGCCGGCUGAGAAGAAAUUUUCUUCUUUCUCGGGAAGAAACGCGGUGUGUCAUCAACUACAGUGUGAUGCCCAUUAAGCAAACAGACCUGGUGGCGUGGGAAUGGGAUAUAAGGGGAAAAAUUAUGUACAAGGAACAGCGGGACGCUGGUGGAAUCUCGAGCCGGAGCCGACACCAGCGCAAGACCGUCGGUUCCAGAGACUGCUUGCAGAUACUCUACAAGUCUAUCAACUAAGCCAGAGCCCCACGCCUGCUGAUGACGGGAAAUAACCAUCCUUUUCGGUUUUUUUUUCCCUUGUCAGGCAGCGUGGCGAUUACUAAAACAGGCGUGAACUCGGUGGCGCGGGGCAAGGGGGAAAAAGAAAAACUAUGUAACAAACAGCGGGACUUAAUAUCUCUAUAUUCUUAGCAAUGGAGAACUAUCAAAUGCCUCCUUGGCAAUAGGACUGCUUUUCUUUUUUGGGGGAAACCCCAACAACGGUAGUGAGUUGUAUGUUGAAACAUGGAAUGUAAUCGAAAUAAGGCGUAAACGAAGUGAAACAUAUCAUGUGCAAGGGUUG